AUGCCACUGCCGCAACCGUUGCGUGGCCGACGCGAGGGAGAUGAGACCAGCAGUGACAACCUCAGCGCUGCCACCUGUGGUAGCUGCACCUCCAUCCCGUUCACCGCGGUCGAGCCCACGACGACCGAGGAGUCCAUGCGCGCCUCCAUCCUCAACCCGGAAAACCUAUCAUUUGUCGGGUUCAACUUCAGCAGCGCUGUCUUUUCCAACAUCAGUUUUGCCGGUGGCAACGGCAAAACGGCGGCAUCGUCAACUCAUAGACGGCGCACUGAAGUCGCCGAUGCAAGCGACUCCGCCUCCCGCACCCCAGCGACGGCCGCAGCGACGACCACCGCUGUGAACAAGAUCCCGGCCAUCAUCGGGUACUUCAGCUUCACCUUUGGCGCCGGCAUCUGCGUUUUUUACAGUCGCAUCUUUCAAGCGAAAGGGUUUUCUCCGUAUGAGAUCGGCAUCCUCGUCUCGGCGAACCCUCUACUGAGCAUGACACUGCUUCCUGUGCUGAGCUACCUGGCCGACAAGUUCCGCUGUCAGACGCCGAUGUCGCUCGUGAGCAUCCUCAUUGCAACCGUGUCCAUGUUUGGGUACACCAUCUCCGGACGGCGCGUGUUCACCAUAGUGUGCUUCCUUGUCAUGACAGCCUCGCGUGUCGUGAUUGGCCCACUCCUUGACCAACGGAUACUCAUGAUGUUUCCAAAGCAAGUGCGGUCCAGCUCGUGGAGCUACGUCCGCUCCUACGCGGCCAUCGGCUGGGGCAUCGGGUCACUGGUGGCGUCGCUCAUCUUCUCAUACACUGGUAACUGGGUGACUGUGACAGUACAGUACGCUCUCGGCCAGGUCGGCUUGGCAUACUGCAUGGUGGUGGUAAAACCCUACGAGCGAAUCGAGCGUAUGCCGCUGAAGUUUGUAGAGGUGCUGAAGCUGCUCUGGGGCAACAAGCGGCUGAUGCUCUUCUUGUUUGCAGCGACGAUGAUGGGUACAGGGUACAGUUUCAUCGACAACUUUCUUUUCCUCUUUCUUGGCGAGCUGGGCGGGUCCGAGGUGCUGAUGGGCCUCGCCGUCAUCCUCGCUGUGAGUACCGAAAUUCCGCUCUUCCAAGGGUCGCUGCAGCUGCUCCAGAUGUUGACGGAGCGGCAGAUGAUGACCAUCGCCAUGGGUGUCUGGGCGUUCCGGGUGAUGUGCUACGCCAUGCUGACCAAGGCGUGGAUGGUUCUGCUAAUCGAGCCUCUGCACGGUGUGACCUUUGCCUUUAUGUGGCUGCCGUCUGUGCACAUCAUCUCGCGCGCGUUUCCGCCAAAGCUGUCCAGCUCCGCCGCCGGAUUACUCUUCACCCUCACGAGCGGCGUCGGCCCAAUGAUUGGCAACCUGCUCGCCGGCACCCUCUACACCUUGAUUGGCCCACGCAAGAUGUUCUUGUGCGCGGCUGUCGCUAUGACGACCGUGCUGAUCUUCUUCCAGACUCUGGACCGCAUUCUUGAACUACGCGGUAUGUCAGUGGUGUACGAGCCGGACGCAGAAGAAAAUGUGGCGUCCGACCACGCCGUGACAGCGGACAAAGACCAGGCCGAGACACAGCAACCGCGAAAAGAGAUAACACUGGUGUCUACCAACGAUCCCAGGAGCAGCGGUAGCCGCAGGAGCGGCGCCGCACCUUCGACUGUGGCGCAACGCAUAAAGCUGAAGGAUUCCGACGAAGGGCGGAGAAGGACCAUCGACGUGGUCGAGAGCGAACUACUAUCCUCGUUUCACGGCUGCGUUGAGGGCACAAAUGAUGUUUGA
Molecule: messenger RNA, 1776 nt
Organism: Leishmania mexicana MHOM/GT/2001/U1103
Lineage: Eukaryota; Euglenozoa; Kinetoplastea; Trypanosomatida; Trypanosomatidae
Exons: 1
Coding region: 1-1776 (591 amino acids)
Cellular component (GO): membrane
Source: RefSeq, a predicted model, not a curated record